CCCGCUUCCUCUCCUCUCCAAAACCCUCCCCAAAAACCACGCCCCCGCCUUCCAGAACCUUCUGGAACCGCGAUGGCCCCCUCCCCUUCCGACGUCGCCCUGCAGGCCGCCCAGGACGGCAACCUCCGCCUCCUCAGGAAGAUGGCGAAGAAGUUGGAUUUGCGAGGAGUCAAGGACAAGAAUGGCCUAAGCGCGCUUCACUUCGCUGCAAGCCAUGGGCACCUGGAUUGCUGCAAGUUCCUUGUGGAGGAAUCGGGCCUUGAUGUCAACUCGGUUGGUCACAAAGGUGAAACGCCAGUGUUCUAUGCCGCGAUCGAUGGGAACGUUCAGGUUUUGGGGUACCUUCUUGAUCAUGGUGGUGACCCGGUGAAACCCGAGGAGAGGGGCUGCACGCCGCUGCACAAUGCGGCAGAGAAUGGGCAUGAUGAGGCUGUAAGACUAUUGCUGUCCAAAGGAGUUCAUGUGGAUCCUCUGAAUUAUCGUGGGGCCCCACUGCACUUGGCUGCCUCAAAGGACCGGGUUCAAGCCAUGAAGGUUCUGCUUGAACAUGGUGCUGAUCCCAACAGAGUUGUCAAUCAUAUCUUUUCACCACUCAUGAUGGCAUGCUGCGGGCACUCCUUGAAAUGCGUGAAGCUACUUGUUGAGGCUGGCGCUGAUGUGAACGGUAAUAGUACCAAUGGACCUACCCCUUUAACUGAAGCGGUUGAUGACAGUUUAACCGAUGUUGUCAAAUUCUUGGUAGGGGCUGGAGCUGACCCUAACAUUCCUGACGAGGAAGGGAGGAUUCCUAUCAUGGUGGCAGCAGCUCGUGGUCAACGAGAGCUUGUUGAAAUUCUAUUUCCUCGGACAAAACCUAUUCCAUGUCUGCCAGAUUGGAAUGUUGACGGGAUAAUUAGAACUAUGAGAACCACACGUAUUGAACCUCAGUCUGCUAUUCCUGUGGAAGAACAAGUGUCUGAUGCAAAGUCGAAAGGAAAGGAAGCAUUUGCAAAGGGUGACUACCUUACAGCCAUCUACUUCUACACCCUGGCAAUGGAUAAAUCCCCACUUGAUGCCACCUUGUUUGCCAACCGGAGCCUUUGCUGGCUGCGGCAGCGAGAAGGGGACAGAGCUUUACUGGAUGCACAGCAGUGCAGGAUGCUGCGCCCUGGUUGGUCCAAGGCAUGGUACCGUGAGGGCGCAGCUCUCAGUUUCAUGAAGGACUACAAAGGAGCAGUGGACGCAUUCGGGGAGGCACUGAAACUUGACCCCAUGAGCGACGAGGUCAAGAACGCGUUAAGGGAGGCGAUCGAGUGUCUGAAGAGAGCUGCUUGAUCUGAAGAUCCGAAUAACCCUUGAGCAGCUACUGCAUCGUCCUUUUGGCCUCACCUCACCUGUCAGACUGCUUCACAUCUUUCCACUGUAACUACCAACGACUAGGUUUUGCAAACCAUGCUGACUGUUUAGCUAUCUCUGCUGUCAGAGUACGUAUGGCAGGAACAUGCACUGUCUUUCGGUCAGAAACCAUAUGGUUUGCUAGGUCAUCAUCACCCAUACAUAUGCAGUUGCACUUUCUUCCAUUUUGUGCGCAACUCAUGCAAGUGCAAACUGGCAGUAAUAGUAUAUGAUAUGUAAAGUUCGUCAGUUUCUGAACUCAGUACUUUGGUUUGUUAUGAACUUCUAUGAUACUCCAUCCGUUUCACAAUGUAA
Molecule: messenger RNA, 1689 nt
Organism: Oryza sativa Japonica Group (Japanese rice)
Lineage: Eukaryota; Viridiplantae; Streptophyta; Magnoliopsida; Poales; Poaceae
Molecular function (GO): protein binding
Source: RefSeq, a predicted model, not a curated record